AUGAUUGAGAGCAAAUCCCCUCGAUCAGUGGGAACCGACCAGCGACGCAUUGCGAUUCAAUUGAAAAAGACCGAGGAAAACAAGUACGCGUUCAAGAUUCCUGCUGAACCAGGCAUUGCUCUGCCUGGAUAUUACAUGCUUUUCGUCUUGAAGGAUGGAACGCCCAGCCACUCAGUCAACGUCAAAGUGGCUGCUGUUUGA
Messenger RNA from Penicillium samsonianum, 201 nucleotides. Its product is annotated as DUF1929 domain-containing protein. The transcript has a single exon. The record is from RefSeq and is a predicted model, not a curated record. Bases 1 to 201 code for a protein of 66 amino acids. Lineage: Eukaryota; Fungi; Ascomycota; Eurotiomycetes; Eurotiales; Aspergillaceae.